CCCGCCCUAGCCAAAGCCAAGCCAGUCUAGGAAGCCAGCCUCCAAAGCCACAGGCAGGUGCAGCGGCAGCCUCGGUGAGAGCGCGCGGAGAGGAGCCGUUAGCGCGCGCCGUCCUUUGCCGUCCGUCCUUCGGUCCCUGCGACUGUCAGCCGUUCGUCGUUCCUCAGUAGGUUUCCAAGCCCAGCAGUCUCGGCCCCUCAUCUCUCAGCAUCCGGAGCUGCCCGGCCGAGCCGGUUCGAGUCCAGAAGCCAUGUCCAUGGGCCUGGAGAUCGCCGGCACGUCGCUGGCCGUGUUGGGCUGGCUGUGCAGCAUCUUGUGCUGCGCCCUGCCGAUGUGGCGGGUGUCAGCCUUCAUCGGCAGCAGCAUCAUCACCGCGCAGAUCACCUGGGAGGGCCUGUGGAUGAACUGCGUGGUGCAGAGCACCGGCCAGAUGCAAUGCAAGAUGUACGACUCGCUGCUGGCCCUGCCUCAGGACCUGCAGGCCGCCCGAGCCCUCAUUAUCGUAUCCAUUUUGCUGGCCGCCUUCGGGCUUCUUGUGGCACUCGUGGGCGCCCAGUGCACCAACUGCGUGCAAGACGAGACGGCCAAGGCCAAGAUCACCAUCGUGGCGGGCGUCCUCUUCCUGUUGGCCGCUCUGCUCACCUUAGUGCCAGUGUCCUGGUCAGCCAACACCAUCAUCAGGGAUUUUUAUAACCCCCUGGUGCCUGAGCCCCAGAAACGAGAGAUGGGAGCUGGGCUGUAUGUAGGCUGGGCAGCUGCGGCUUUGCAGCUGCUAGGGGGCGCGUUGCUUUGCUGUUCCUGCCCACCCCGAGAGAAGUACGCUCCCACCAAGAUCCUGUACUCUGCACCGAGAUCCACUGGGCCUGGCACCGGCACAGGCACCGCCUAUGACCGCAAGGACUACGUUUGAGAGGCCAGGUGCACGCAGAGCCCACCACUACCAGCAUCACCACCACCACCAGCAUUCAGCAUCCCACCAGUCCAGCCUGCCUGCAGUCUAGCAUGGGAGACCACCUGCCUUCUAGAUGGUGCCACAUGCCACGAGGCUGGCUUGUUAGACUGGAAGAAGUCAGAUGGCCUGGCGUCCUCCUCCCACCAGCCCCGUUCCCCAGCUGCCAACUGACUUGUCAGGCCAGGAUCAGUCCAACCCUUGUGGACAGAGAAACCUGGCCCUUCCCAAGUUCAGGGCUGGGGUGGCCAGGGCAACUACUUGCCAGCCCCAUUCUGCACCACAGCAGGAAGGCUCACUGUGGGCAGGGACCAGCAGCCAUAAAACGGGCCAUUUCAUAUUUUUCAAUAAAAGCCUUUUGUUUUUGCA
Molecule: messenger RNA, 1318 nt
Organism: Nannospalax galili (Upper Galilee mountains blind mole rat)
Lineage: Eukaryota; Metazoa; Chordata; Mammalia; Rodentia; Spalacidae
Gene: Cldn3
Product: claudin 3
Exons: 1
Coding region: 251-910 (219 amino acids)
Biological process (GO): cell adhesion; bicellular tight junction assembly
Cellular component (GO): plasma membrane; bicellular tight junction
Molecular function (GO): structural molecule activity
Source: RefSeq, a predicted model, not a curated record